Rodentolepis nana is the source of this 294-nucleotide messenger RNA. The record is from the annotation of a GenBank genome assembly. NCBI's taxonomy places the organism in Eukaryota, Metazoa, Platyhelminthes, Cestoda, Cyclophyllidea, Hymenolepididae.
GAUUUGACGAUUACUCUAUCGUCUGAGAGACCAGAUACCGAGGUGGACUUGGUGCCUGAUAAUACGGAUCUUUGUGGAAUUAACCUUCAGAGCUUCGUCGAUCAACAAGAAUGGCGGCUUCAUGAACACAUAGAAAUCACGAAACAAUCAAUUCUACAGGAAUUUACAAGUUCCUCGCAGAAGCAUCCCUGCAUAUCUGUGACAUGUAGAGCUGCCCGUCGACCCGGCUACUUCUACUGGAAUGUAUUCCUCAUUAUGCCGGCAUUUGAGGUACUCUUUUUUGCCGUUCGAUGA